This is a messenger RNA of Anolis sagrei ordinatus, 6027 nucleotides long. It is a transcript of the gene ATRN, whose product is annotated as attractin. Lineage: Eukaryota; Metazoa; Chordata; Lepidosauria; Squamata; Anolidae. The record is from RefSeq and is a predicted model, not a curated record. Gene Ontology annotation, molecular function: protein binding. Gene Ontology annotation, cellular component: Golgi apparatus.
GGGAGGGGACGCGGAGAAGAGAAAGAAGAGAAGAUUGAGCCUCGCGGGGACCCGUAGUUCUGCCUCUGAAUAGUGUUGUGACUGGAAGGAGAGAAAGGGAGAAGGUUGGGCCUCGCGGGGAUCCGUAGUCGGCGGCGUUGGGGUCCUCCUCCCGGCCACCGUCCGCGAAGCUUCUUCCUCCUCUCUCUCAGUCAGUCAGUCAGUCAAGGCAGGCGGGCGAUGGAGUGUGGGCGGUGGUGUCGGCGGCUGGCCUUCUUCCUCCUCCGGGAGGGCCUCCCGGCCUCGGUGGCGCUGCUGCUGCUGCUCCCGGCGCUGGGCCCGGUCUCCUCGUCGUCCUCCUCCUUGGCGGUGGCCGGGGCGGGGGCCUCGGAGGCGGCGGCGGCGCCCGAGAAGGAGUGCGAGAAGCCCUGCGCCAACGGGGGACGCUGCCAGCCCAGCACCGGGCACUGCCAGUGCGCCCACGGGUGGGUCGGGGAACAGUGCCAGCACUGCGGGGGACGCUUCCGGCUUACUGGGCCUUCAGGCUACGUGACCGAUGGACCUGGGAACUAUAAAUACAAGACAAAAUGCACCUGGCUCAUUGAGGGAAGGCCGAACACAAUCCUUAGACUCCGUUUUAAUCAUUUUGCGACGGAAUGCAGCUGGGACCACUUGUAUGUCUACGACGGUGAUUCCAUUUAUGCUCCUUUACUCGCUGCUUUCAGCGGCCUUAUUGUUCCUGAGAGGGAAAACAACGAGACUGUUCCAGAAGUCGUUGCCACCUCCGGCUAUGCUCUUCUGCACUUCUUCAGCGAUGCGGCGUAUAACUUGACGGGGUUCAACAUCUCCUACGACUUCAACGUCUGCCCUCGCAACUGCUCUGGCCAAGGGGAAUGCAGGCUCACCAACAGCAGCAAAGUGGUGGAGUGUGAAUGUUCAGAGCACUGGAAAGGAGAAGCCUGCGACAUUCCUUUUUGCCCCGAAGACUGUGGCUCCCCAGAGAGAGGCCAAUGCAGUAGGAACGUCUCUCAAGGGUGCAUCUGCACCGCUGGAUGGCAAGGCACAGACUGCUCGAUUCCUGUUCCAGCAAACCGCUCAUUUUGGACCCGUGAAGAAUUCUACCUGCCCAAACUCCCGAGAGCGUCGCAUAAAGCGGUAGUCCAUGAUGACAUCAUGUGGGUCGUUGGGGGCUACAUGUUCAACCACACAGAUUCCCAAAUGGUUUUGGCGUAUGACCUUGUUUCCAGUGCGUGGCUACCUCUCAACAGCAGCGUGAAUUCAGUUGUGAUCAGAUAUGGUCAUUCUGUGGCCUUCCAUGAAAAUAAAAUCUACAUGUACGGAGGCAAGAUAGAUGAAACCGGGAACGUCACCAACGAGCUCUGGGUGUUUCAUAUCGCCAACCAGUCCUGGGUCCAAGCCUCCCCCAAAGCCAAGGAGCAGUACGCCGUGGUCGGCCAUUCGGCGCACAUCGUCCCCUUGGACGAUGGCUCGGUUGUGAUGCUGGUCAUCUUUGGGCACUGCCCUCUUUACGGGUACAUCAGCAAUGUGCAAGAAUACAAUCUGACAUCAAACACAUGGAGUAUUUUAACAACAAACGGAGCCUUGGUGCAAGGAGGCUAUGGCCACAGCAGCGUGUACGAUCCUAACGCAAAGUCCAUCUAUACCCACGGGGGGUACAAGGCUUUCAGUGCCAACAAAUACAGGCUGACAGAUGAUUUAUACAAGUAUGAAGUCAAUAAGCGUGUCUGGACAAUUCUUAAGGAGAGCAAGUUUUCCCGAUACUUGCACACUGCUGUGAUCAUCAGUGGGACCAUGUUGGUCUUUGGAGGAAACACCCACAAUGACACCUCCAUGAGUCACGGGGCCAAGUGCUUUUCUUCGGAUUUCAUGGCCUAUGAUCUGGCUUGUGACCGCUGGUCUGUGCUUUCACCACCCGAUCUUCCCAACGAUAUCAACAGGUUUGGACAUUCGGCCGUGCUGCACAACAACGUUAUGUAUAUAUUUGGAGGCUUCAAUAGCCUCCUUCUAAGCGACAUCGUGAAGUACACCCCAGAAAGCUGCGAAGCAUACAGCAAUGACACCUGCUUGAGGGCAGGGCCUGGCCUCCGAUGCGUGUGGAAUGCCUCCGCUUCCCAGUGCCUUCCGUGGGAAAUGGCCACCCCACAACAAGAGCAGAAAGUCAUGGAGGACUGCCCUCCUUCGCCAGCCACAGACCAUGAAAAAUGCGAUCAGAUCACGGACUGCUUCAGCUGUACAGCCAACACAAACCAAUGCCAUUGGUGCCCUGACCAGUGUUUGCCGAGGAAUCGCAACUGCUCCGAAGACCAGACUCCCAUUACUGUCUUCGAAAAUUGCUCCAAGGAUAAUCCUGCCUUUUACUGCAACAAGAAGACGAGUUGCAAGAGCUGCAGCCUGGAUCAGAACUGCCAGUGGGAAGGCCGGAACCAAGAGUGCAUUGCUUUGCCUGAAAACAUCUGUGGGGCCUCGUGGCACCUGGUUGGCAAUUCUUGUUUGAAAAUCACAAACACCAAAGACAGCUAUGACAAUGCUAAGCUGACCUGUAGGAACCACAAUGCUGCCCUGGCAUCGCUCACUACUCAGAAGAAGGUGGAAUUUGUUCUGAAGGAACUGCAGAAGACCCAAGCCUCGGCCAAAGCCCUGACGCCGUGGGUUGGACUGCGGAAGAUCAACAUCUCAUACUGGUGCUGGGAGGACAUGUCUCCCUUUACAAACACCUUGCUCCAGUGGUUGCCGGGGGAGCCGAGCGACAUUGGGUUCUGCAGUUAUUUGGCAGAGCCCAGCAAAGGAGGGCUGAAGGCAGCAACGUGUAUCAACCUUGUCAAUGGUAGCGUCUGCGAAAGGCCUGCCAAUCACAGCGCGAAGCAGUGCCGCACUCCCUGUGGCUUGAGGAUGGCCUGCAGCGAAUGCACCAGCAGCAACUCGGAGUGCAUGUGGUGCAGCAACAAGAAGCAGUGUGUCGACUCGAACGCCUACGUGGCCUCCUUCCCUUAUGGACAAUGCAUGGAGUGGCACACCGUGAGCAACUGUCCGCCUGAAAAUUGCUCUGGCUACCUCACUUGCGCUCACUGCCUGGAUCAGCCUGGCUGUGGCUGGUGCACGGAUCCCAGCAACACCGGCAAAGGGAAGUGCAUCGAAGGCUCGUCCAGAGGUCCGGUCAAGAUGCCAAAGCCAACACCACCUGCUCUGCCAACUGUGAAGGCUUACCAGGAACCUGUCCUCGAUGUCAGCUUGUGCCAGGCGGAGAACAAAUACAACUGGUCCUAUAUACAGUGCCCAGCUUGCCAGUGCAACGGGCACAGUAAAUGCGUGAACCAGAGCAUCUGCGAGAGGUGCGAGAACCUGACCACCGGCAAGAACUGCGAAACCUGUAUCUCUGGUUACCAUGGAGACCCCACCAACGGAGGGACCUGUCAACCUUGCAAGUGUAAUGGCCAUGCUUCGGUCUGCAAUACCAACUCAGGGAAGUGUUUCUGCACCACAAAAGGAAUCAAAGGAGAGGAGUGUCAACUGUGCGAAGUUGAAAAUCGGUACCAAGGCAAUCCUCUUAAAGGGACAUGUUACUACACUCUUCUUAUUGACUAUCAAUUCACCUUCAGUCUUUCGCAAGAAGAUGAUCGCUAUUAUACAGCAAUCAAUUUUGUAGCAACGCCUGAAGAGCAAAACAGGGACCUGGACAUGUUUAUCAAUGCUUCUAAAAACUUCAACCUCAACAUCACUUGGUCAACAAGUUUUGCAGCUGGCACCCAGGCAGGGGAGGAGAUCCCCGUGGUUUCCAAGAGCCAGAUCAAGGAGUACAAGGACAGCUUCUCCAAUGAGAAAUUUGACUUUCGCAACAAUCCCAACAUCACUUUCUUUGUCUAUGUCAGCAACUUUACCUGGCCAAUCAAAAUACAGAUUGCAUUUUCUCAGCACAGUAACUUUAUGGACCUGGUACAGUUCUUUGUCACUUUUUUCAGCUGUUUCUUGUCGCUGCUCCUGGUGGCUGCCGUGGUUUGGAAGAUUAAGCAGAGCUGCUGGGCUUCGCGGCGGAGAGAGCAACUUCUCCGAGAGAUGCAGCAGAUGGCCAGCCGUCCCUUUGCCUCCAUCAACGUUGCCUUAGAAACAGAUGAGGAGCCCCCUGAUCUCAUUGGAGGGAGCGUCAAGACGGUGCCCAAGCCCAUUGCGUUGGAGCCAUGUUUUGGCAACAAAGCAGCUGUUCUGUCAGUAUUUGUGAGGUUGCCAAGAGGCCUGGGAGGGAUUCCCCCACCUGGGCAAUCAGGUCUUGCCGUAGCCAGUGCUUUGGUGGACAUUUCACAACAAAUGCCUAUUGCCUACAAAGAGAAAUCGGGAGUGGUACGAAAUCGCAAACAGCAACCUCCAGCCCAGCCUGGAACCUGUAUUUGAUGCAUGGACAUCAGAACUGCCUCUUUAGGGUUUUAAACACAAGGGGUUACCUGGGAGGAGGAGGAGGAGGAGGAAGAGGAGGAGGACAAAACAACAGAAACAAAACCCUUGCAAGAUACAUGGCGCAAAGGAGACCUCGAAGCACCCGGGACCACCUCGGCCUUCUUGUUGGCAUUGGAACCAUUUUAGUUGGCUUUUUAGACAUCCGCUUCGUCGCAGACUUGUCGGUCCCAUUGUCUCGUACGACUCCAGGUUUUUUUUUACAGUUAUUUUCCCACAUCUUGUUAAAGACCGUUCUUUUGCAAGCCCGUCAGCAUCCCUCUCCACCCCUGAAAGAUGGCAUUACCCUGCAAAGACUAAAAGUCCUCGGCUCUUAGUGGAAAAUGCUUUGUGGUACUUGAGGUCUCUCUCUCCUCCCUCCCUCCCCAAGUUGAACAAGAAAAGAUGCAGCACAUAGGAGAUAAUGCUCUGCCCUUGGCGGUUGAAACCCCAAGAUUGAAGGAGAAGCUGACUCAAUUUACUCCAGGAACCUGCCGUUAUAAACACUGUAUUUAUUUCUACCUUAUUUGGAGAGCUCUUCCAGCCGCAAAACAUGCGUUGGGCCCGGGUUACGAUUGCAGCUUUACCAUCAUUGCAUCUGACUGCAUUACCUUCCAAGAUGAGACUGAGUAGGUUGGGAAACUAUAUGUGAGGCUUCGCCGAAAAAUAAUUUCUAAGUGGGUUAAUGUGUUUUCGUUGUGGCGGUAUGUAGGCACAGGUAUCCCAAGGUGUUCAGUAUAUCUGGAAAGCGAGAGCGCUGGCACAGCUCAGCCCUUAUGUCAUUCCUCUUUUACUCUGGCCCAUUGUUGUGCAACAUCCGACAUCCAGGGAGGGAAUGUGUUUGAGGGCAAGGGAGCAUUGCCUGAAGUCGGGGAGGGCUGGCUUAUUCUCAGUUGACACUGUGUGUCUGCAUCCAUUCAGGGCUGCUUUGCAUUGACACUCCCUGUUUUGGGAUCCCACUCUCCCCAUUUCCAUUCUUUUACUCCUUCACUCUAGGAAGCCCAAUCCCUGGGAGAUGGAAGAUUUCAGCAGAAUAGUAGGCAAUGUGCUGCUGGAAGUGGCUGAGCUUUAUGUUGGCUGACUUGUUUGUUUUUUAAAUACCUGUUCCGUAGCCUCAUUCAGUAGAUCCAUUCGUUGCAAUGUCAGGGUGUCAUUUUCCUGCAAGAGAGACUGGCCAAUGCAGAUGUGAUAAGAGGAGGACACUCAUUGCUCCAAAGUUACAAAGCGUCCUUCCCACUGGGCCCUUUGGAGAUCCAGCCUUGUGUGGCAUUGGGAACCUAGACACACUACCAUUUCUUUGCCCCUGGGAAGCCCCAGGAACUUUGCAGAUCAGCAAAAAUAGCUAGUUUUUAUUAGCUGGCAGCAAUAAAAAUAGCAGCCUUGAGAGCAGCAAGAGACAACACUUACGCUGCAGACUGCGCUGGGCUUGCAGAAUCAACAUGUGCUUGAAGUUGCUAUAACUCAGGUUUUACUUGCUCUCAACACCUCUUAAGUUCCCUUUGCAAAGUGUCAACAUCUGUGCUUGAAAGAGAGCAGGGAGGUUUCCGAAAGGGGACAGCAGUUCCCAUUGUAUCCCACAUAAUAAAAGAAUGGUUACCAAUUGCA